AUGACCUUGGUAUUGUGCUAUCGCAGGCACUUACUAAGAAAUGUGAUCUUAUGUGCGCGUAAAACCGCACCAUGGACUCGCACAAAUGGUUUCCCCUCAUCACUCGCUGUUCAUCAGAGAAGUUUCACCAGUACCAGUUCCCGUUUGAAUGGAGCAGAAGAACAAGUUAACAUUGACACAAAUGGCACCUCUUGGAAAGAAUACAAGGAUAGCAUCGCUUUGCCAAAGUCCAAUCUCGAUCCAUUAAAUCCAUGGGAACAAUUGCAGCCAUUGAAUAUUGGCAAAAGGUUCACUGUUACUGGUUUUCUGCGCAAUAAGAAGCAGCUGGGUAAAGGACUCAUAUUUGCUACAAUAAGUAGAGGGUCUUCAGCAAAUCCAGGAAUUCAGGUUGUUUUAAAAGACAGCCCCGAAGAAGGGAAGAUCAGAGAUGCCUUCAAAAGCUUUAAAGAAAUCAGAGAGCACAGCGCUGUAUCUGUGACUGGAAUUUUACAGUCCAGAAUAAAGAAGCCAGACAAAACGGCAGAAGUUGUGGCCGACUCACUGGCUACUGAGGGAGCUUCCGAUUCGAUUCCUUUGAAACGGUCUCAAUUACUUGCAAAUUUUGACAUCCAUGCCGAAGAUGUGAGAGCAAUCAAUUCAUUUCCUCGAGACAUAGUUGUUGGACCUGCCCAGAAGUUCGGGCCUGAUUCCAGGCAUUUAGAGGUUCGAUUCGAGCCAGAUCUUUAUGAAAGAAUAAUGUUUCGGUCAAAGCUAGCUAAAUUAGUGAGAAAAUAUCUAUAUUCUAUGAGCUUUGAUGAGAUUGAGACUCCCAUCUUAUUCAAAUCAACGCCUGAAGGUGCCAGAGAAUUCCUUGUCCCUACUAGAAAACCAGGCUAUGCAUAUGCUCUACCGCAAAGCCCUCAACAAUACAAACAAAUCUUGAUGGCGAGUGGCGUCACCAAAUAUUUCCAAUUUGCCAAAUGCUUUCGGGAUGAAGAUCUUCGUGCGGAUAGACAGCCAGAAUUCACUCAGAUUGACAUGGAAAUGUCAUGGGCGGAUGGCCAAUAUGUCAUGCAGACAGUCGAGGAGCUUGUAAAGGGCAUACAUGGGCAGAUCGAAUCUGAACAGCUUGAAGUCGUCAAUAAUAUUGAAUUGCCGAAAACGGGGUUUCCAAGGGUGACAUAUGAGGAAGCGAUGUCGAAGCAUGGGUCUGACAAACCCGAUCUCAGAAUUCUGGACUUGAUUCAUCGAGUUGAUUCUAUUAUUCCAGAAAAUCUUAAGGGAAUGAUGACUUCGAUUGAAAAUCCUAUAAUCGAAGCCUGCAAAUUCCGGCUCGAUGGCAAUUCUAGGAAGGUACAACAGUUUAUCUGCAAGUUUAUGGAUUCUGCAGAUGCCGAAGCAUUUCAGAAGAAUCCAGAUGGUCCUCCCGGAAUAUUUAUAUUCGAUCCCAGAAGGCCAUUAGAAGGCCUACAAGCAUUUGGAUUUGAAGGUGCUGAGGCAUUGAAACAACUUUACUCUUCUCUUCCAUCUUCUUCGCACAAUAAUGAUCCACGAGGACAUGAUGCAACAACCACUUUUGACGAAGGAGAUCUACUUAUCCUUCAAGCGCGACCAAAUACUCCUCAUUCGGGCGGUUCCACUACUCUAGGUAAACUCCGGCUCGCGCUCUACAAAGCCGCGAUUUCCGAACAACUGCUUGCUCCUACUCCAGGAUUUCAUUAUCUUUGGGUCACAGACUUUCCACUAUUUACUCUCAAUGCUGCCAAUCCAACCGACCCUGGUCAAGGCGGCACAUCAGGGUUUUCUUCUACCCACCACCCGUUUACUGCUCCUAAAACCGCUGAUGAUAUCGACCUCCUAUUCACCGACCCUCUCGCAGUGACCGCAGACCAUUAUGAUCUUGUUCUCAACGGUGUUGAACUCGGCGGUGGCUCAAAACGUGUUCAUUCAGCUGAGGUUCAAAAAUUCAUUAUGAAAAAUGUGUUACAAAUGAGCGACGAGAGAAUGUCGGAUUUUGACCAUUUAUUUGAAGCGUUAAGGGCUGGUUGCCCACCUCACGCUGGCUUUGCCAUUGGCUUCGAUAGAUGGGUUGCAGUAUUGACAGGAAGAGAAAGUGUAAGGGAUGUCAUAUUCUUCCCGAAAGGAAAUAAAGGCGAGGAUGCCAUGGUGGGAAGUCCGGGACUGAUCACAAGCGAGCAAGAGGAAACAUACAAUCUAAAAUCUAGAUAA
Messenger RNA from Botrytis byssoidea, 2208 nucleotides. RefSeq lists its product as uncharacterized. Bases 1 to 2208 code for a protein of 735 amino acids. The transcript is spliced from 4 exons. Gene Ontology annotation, molecular function: aspartate-tRNA ligase activity; ATP binding. Lineage: Eukaryota; Fungi; Ascomycota; Leotiomycetes; Helotiales; Sclerotiniaceae. The record is from RefSeq and is a predicted model, not a curated record. Gene Ontology annotation, cellular component: cytoplasm; mitochondrion. Gene Ontology annotation, biological process: aspartyl-tRNA aminoacylation.